AUGGCGGACGAUGCGGAGCCCGCGGGCGUCGAGAGCGACGCUGACACCAUCGCCGGCCGCACGCGCACCAAGUUCUCGCUCGUGGACGCACAUGUCGAGACGGAGGAGGACCGCGAGUACCAGCGCUUCCUGUCGAGUCUGCUGCCCAACGAGCAGGAGAAUCUGUCCUUCCUGGACGAAGAGGACGAGGAGUACCGGCCCGACGAGGAGGAGGACGACCAUGAGGACGAGGACGCCAGGAGAGGCAUCUCUAAGAAGGAGCUCACGGACCUGCUGCUGGACUCGACGCUGACGUUCACCAAGGUCCCAGCGGCUGCAGCUUCUGGAGCUUACGGAUCUGCUGCUGUUGCCCUGCCGGCCAUGCUGAGAGGACACAGGGGAGCGGUCACGCAGACGCAAUGCAUUCAACUGGCGUCGCAGAUGCACAAGCACCUCCAGUUGCUGCUGCAGAGCUACCACCUUUUGUCCCAAGGCAAGAAGACCCCGGAGCUUGCCGAGUGCCGCGCGAUGAUCGAAGAGCUGCAGCAACGAGGUGAGAAGGCGCUCAAGUACAAGAACGCAUUGCUGUCCAAGUUGAAUCCAGCGACGACGGGUGGUGUAGCUGGAGCUGCUGAUAAACCCCCUUCGACGGAUGAAUCGUCAGGCGCGGAGGGUAACAGUAACACCACCGAAAACCUCCUGGCGUUGAGACGUGUGACGAGGUCGCUGACGGCGGCCCACGCGGCGGUGGCCCACCCGUCGAUGUUCGAGCUGGUAGGCUCGCAAACGGUUGAUGAGCUUUCGGCUGGCUUUGCUCGUGGCUGUUCAAUCCAAGACCGUAAUCGGGCGAUUCAAGAGCAAAUGCUGCAGCUGGAUAUGCACUUAAUAGCGGUCAAGAAGCGUCGGAUCUCCAAGAAAGGGUAUACUGUGACGGAGGACAAUCUGCUGGCUCAUGGGAUCAAGCGCUUUGGCACGCAGCUUGAGUCGUUUGAGCAAAUCCGGCAGCACUUCCUCCCGACCAAGAAGCCGCAUAAUCUCCGACACCGGUACAAGUACUUGAUCAGCUCGAGGACCGGCAUGAGCGCAGUGAAGGCGUUCCACCAGAAGGCCUCUCCGCCGCACCCUCGGAACACUGGCUGGUUACUCGAGGAGGAUCUUCGGAUAGCGCGUGGUCUCGUUGAGCUGCACAAGGAGAAAUACCAUUUCGCUCAGCUAGCUAAAAGUUACCUCCCUCAUCGGAGCCGUCUCGAGAUUCGGAAGCGCUGGGAGCGCAUCGCGACGAGAUUUUGCGCCGAUCUUGCUGCGAAGGGCUUGACAGUGCCCGAUGAGGACUCGCUGGAUCUCGCCGUUGCCAUGAAGGAUUUUUUAGAGGACAAGUUGCGAAAUCGGAUUCUGAGGCGGCGACGCGAGGCGGAGAGAUCAAGGUUAGAAGCCGCAAUGCAGUUGCAACAACUUGGCCAAGCAGUGCGAUACGCUUUCCUGGCUCAACCGGUUGGUGGAUAUAUCAAGAAUCUGCAUCCAGCUCUGUUUUUCUCGUCAUGGUCGUUCAUCAGCCCCGCGACGCUCCUUAACUCGACGUGCAAGCAUAACUGGCCGUCAUUUAUGGACGCUGAGAAGAACAGCAAGGAGAAGCUACAGCAGAACCAGCUGAAUAUUGCUGCUGCGGAGGAAGGAAGGGAGAGUGAAGAGGAGGAAGACGAUAGCGAUUAUGAGCACGAUGAACUGCUCUCGUCCGAGAACGAAGAGAGCGACUCUGAGUUUGAGCAGAUGGAGUUCACUGACGACGACGACGAUGAAGACGCCGGGAGUGCAGGCAAUUUCGAGGAGGACGCCUUCAUGUCCGACUCAGACGCCCAUUCUCAUCUCGGUCAGCCAGGCAAUGAACGUACGAAGAUCGCCCUCGCUGCUUUGGAGCGACGCAUUGUGGGCAAGAGUCUCAAUUGUUCCGCUGCAUCUUCAGCCCCCAGCUCGCAGACUGGUUCAAGCACCCGCGUGAAGCGCAAAGUAACCUCCACGCUGAUUGCACCCCUCGGCGCAAGCGAGAUAACCCCUAACGCCGCAUUCCGAGCGGACGAAGAUGAGUUCGCGCUUGCUGCAGUCGCGACGGCCAACAGCGAAGAAAAUGAAGAGGACGAAGAUGACAAUGACGACGAAGACUGGGAAGACGAAGAGUUUGAAGUUGCCAGAUUGCAGCAAUGUCCGACUUGUGGCCACGCCUCGUGCACCUGCUCGUCUAGCGAGCGCAUGCAGCUGCUGCUGCGCCGCAUGAAGGAGAAGCGUUCGUCGUCGUCCUUGCAGUAA
This is a messenger RNA of Phytophthora sojae, 2280 nucleotides long. RefSeq lists its product as hypothetical. NCBI's taxonomy places the organism in Eukaryota, Oomycota, Peronosporomycetes, Peronosporales, Peronosporaceae. The transcript is spliced from 8 exons. The coding region runs from base 1 to 2280 and encodes 759 amino acids. Gene Ontology annotation, cellular component: nucleus. Gene Ontology annotation, biological process: regulation of DNA-templated transcription. The record is from RefSeq and is a predicted model, not a curated record. Gene Ontology annotation, molecular function: transcription coregulator activity.